AUGAAAGUUGCAUCGAAGAAAUGUGAAACAAAGGUGAGUCAGUUUCUCCACAGACGAGGAGAGUGGGGGAGGGGCAGAGAUCUCCCACGGCAUCGGAAGGAAGAGAUUGCCGCUGCCUGUGCCAGGCAUGGCAUGACGAUGCACCAAGCGCUAAGUCUCCGCCGGACCAUGCUGCGAUCCUUCAAGGGAGGUAUGGGGCGUGUGACCCAUUCUUCUAGCAUGGGCGGGGCAAAGGGGCAGCAGCAGGCCGCAACAUUGUUCGAGAAAGCAGUCGAGGCUUACCUGCGGACAACGACAGUGGGAUAUCAAGAUGUCUUUCUUACAGAGGCUGAACUACUCGCAGAGAUGAAGGCAGGGCGCCGUCGCCGAGGGCCCACUCCAGAUAUCCUCUUCACCCGCCCAGUUUCCAUCAAUGGCCAUCUCGUGAAAUGGGUAAGUUUGGGGCGGAAGAGCCGAUCUACAGCGCAUACGGUAGUCAGUCAACAAUACCUACAAUUGCACUCUCUACGUCCAUUCUCGUCUCACAUGGAGCUUAUUUACGAUGUGCAGAUCGAUGCCAAGCUGUUCUACGCGUCUGCCAUGUAUGCGCACAACAGCAAGCUUCCAAAUGGCAAGUUACAGGCAAUGGCCCAACGUUUCAACGAACACUUCGGUGGAAAAGGCGCGUUCGUUUUUGGACAAGGGUUCUGUGUUGAUCUGAAGAAAAGUGUCACAGGUGCUCUUUUGCUUGAUGCCACCCCAUUGGACCUGACCGAUUUGAAUGCCUUUCAGGAUGCGAGUUGA
Messenger RNA from Seminavis robusta, 783 nucleotides. The record is from the annotation of a GenBank genome assembly. NCBI's taxonomy places the organism in Eukaryota, Bacillariophyta, Bacillariophyceae, Naviculales, Naviculaceae.